CCAGAUGUCACGAAAUAAAAAGAAGGACGGGGGGGUUGUUGAGACGGAAGGAUGGGUAUAGUCAAGGUUGACGGUUAUCGUGAACGGAUGCGAAUGUACAGGCACACGCGAGGUACUUCCUCUUACCACCCACCUAACCAUCUAAGGCCAGGUACCUCCGAACGGACUACCUAAGAUUCCCCGUAGACGAAUGUCGGAUGUGUCUAUGCAGGUACGCUGUGUUUUGUCUGCCAGCCUGUCUGCCCACCCUCACGUCGAAAUGUAUACCUACGGACGGCCUUUGCUCGGUACAUGCAUAUUUGCAUACGCAACGUGCGUGCCACGGCUGCGAGCAGGAGGCAUGUGCUCAAGGCGAAGAAGGCUCUCAUAUUCCACCAAUAUGUCAGCAAUGCGCGAAUGUGCCUAGCAGAGCAAGGCUAGGGGAGGCAGUCCGCCUUGCGCGUUAAGAGAAGAUAAUUCAUAAUAAUAAGAAGAAGAAGAAGAAAUAUUAUUAUUGUUGUUGAUGUUACUAUUAUUCCAUAUAGUUAUUCCACGUCUUAGGUUGCCUGGAUUGGGGCAGUAUCACCCCGUAACUGUGGAUGAUACCUCCGCAGAAGGAAGCAAGGCAGCCCCUAAAGAAGGCUUCCCGCUAGCCUCCCUAUCUUGAUCCCCCCCCCAAAGCUCUAUGAUCACGAUAACCACGCACUCCCUGCUGUAUGAGUAUGUACGCGCGCUAGGUCUCGAUUAUAGAAUAUGCACGUGUGCCGUGAGGUGUCAAAUCGUGUGGGAAGAGGGAAUACUACCUACCUAUACCUACUUACCUCUCCCGUGCACGCUAACGUCUAACAUCGACACCCCCAGGCGCCACACAUUCCACCUCCCACCUCGUCCGAUUCUGCCUCUACAUCGCGUAUGUGCCUAGGCCGCCUAGGUGCGUGCGUGUAUACUAUCGUAGUAUACAUACAUAUAUCGAGGAGAUCAGCGAAGGGGAAAGGGAAAAAAAGGAAAAAAGAAAGAGCAACGAGAACAAAAAUA
Durotheca rogersii is the source of this 1014-nucleotide messenger RNA. RefSeq lists its product as uncharacterized. Lineage: Eukaryota; Fungi; Ascomycota; Sordariomycetes; Xylariales; Xylariaceae. The transcript has 2 exons. The record is from RefSeq and is a predicted model, not a curated record. Bases 198 to 446 code for a protein of 82 amino acids.